ACAGUUCUUCGAACCUGUGUGAUGUGUCACUCUCUUCAUCGUUGUUCAUACACUCUUCACUUCCCCUUCCAUUUCCAUUUCCCAAUCCCCAUCAAUUCUCUUCCAAACCCAUCAAUUCACCUUUCCCAAUUCUCCAUUUCCUCUCAAUCCCCUCCCAAAUUCACUACAUUUCCCUCUUUACCAUACUCAAUUCAAUUCACUAAAACCUCUGCAUUUAUUGCAUCAGAUUCUGUAUUUUCUUCCCUAACCCUACCUACUCCCAAUUCAACUCAAAAAGCUUGUUUUUUUCCAUCUGGGUAUCAUUAAAUUUCCCAUCUUUUUCUUUACCAUCAUCAUUACUAUUGAUUCUUAUGAUGCAUGCCAAAACUGAUUCUGAUGUAACUAGCUUCGGUGCAUCAUCACCACCUAGACCUGUUUAUAUUGUGCAGAGUCCUUCAAGGGACUCUCAUGAUGGUGAGAAAUCUCCUUCCAUGCAUGCUACUCCAGCUAGUAAUAGUCCCAUGGAGUCACCUUCACACCCUUCCUACGGUCAUCACUCCAGGGAAUCAUCUUCCAGCAGGGUGUCCGGUUCCUACAACAACUCUUCUGUUUUGGGGAAGAAAGGGGAUCGGAAAGGUAAUGAUAGAGGGUGGCCUGAAUGUAAGGUGAUUGAGGAGGAAGGGGGUUAUGGUGAUUUUUACCGUGAGGAUAAGGGGUUGUCUAGGAGGACUCAGUUUUUUCUUGCAAUUGUUGGGUUUGUAUUGGUUUUCACUUUGUUCUGUUUGAUCAUUUGGGCUGCUAGUUCACCUUACAAACCUCAGCUCAGUGUCAAGAGUGUAACAGUACAUAACUUCUACUUCGGAGAAGGGUCAGACAGGACAGGAGUUCCAACUAAGAUGCUGACAGUGAAUUGCUCAAUGAGAAUGACAGUGCAUAACCCUGCACCAUUUUUCGGUAUUCAUGUCAGCUCCAAGCCAGUGAAUCUAAUGUAUUCUGAGAUUGUAGUUGCAACUGGUGAGGUGAAGAAAUAUCAUCAACGUCGAAAGAGUACCAGUACAGUGUAUGUCAACCUGCAAGGAAGCAAGGUUCCUUUAUAUGGUGCUGGUGUGAACUUAGCUAGCUUGGUGGAGGUGGACGAUCGGAAAAUACCAGUGAGGCUUGUCUUUGAUGUUAAAUCAAGAGGAAAUGUUGUUGGGAAGUUAGUGACUUCUAAACACACAAGGCAUGUCUCUUGCUCAGUUCCUGUUGAUUCCCACAACAACCACCCCAUCAAACUAAAAGAGAAUGCAUGUAGAUACUUCUGAAUGGUUUUGGUGUAGGAUCAACCGAGCAACUAGUUUCUUGUGUGCUAUACUUCAAUUUAUUCAGCUGACUUGAUAUUUCGUUUGAGACAUACUUAUGAAGGAAUGGAAAAUAUACUAGUAGAGAUUGUGAGAAAGUAUUAGACAGAUUAUUGAAGAAAAGCAUCUUAAUUUUAA
Molecule: messenger RNA, 1457 nt
Organism: Lotus japonicus
Lineage: Eukaryota; Viridiplantae; Streptophyta; Magnoliopsida; Fabales; Fabaceae
Exons: 3
Coding region: 351-1283 (310 amino acids)
Source: RefSeq, a predicted model, not a curated record